Messenger RNA from Symbiodinium pilosum, 396 nucleotides. The record is from the annotation of a GenBank genome assembly. Lineage: Eukaryota; Dinophyceae; Suessiales; Symbiodiniaceae.
AUGGAGCUUCGCGAACGCCACAAAGUGACUGGCGACCCCCGCGAAGUGGAAGCCAGCAGUAUUUGCAAAGAGCCAGCGGACGACAAUUCCGAUGAACUUUUGCGGCUGAAGCAACAGGUCCAUGCCUUGGAGCAGAACCUCCUCGAUCGUGCUUUGGACCAUGAACAGAAACUUGCUGAGCAGCGCUCAAUGCUUGAAGCACAACUCGCUAGCCAGCAAAACCAUUUCAGCAAUGAGUGCGAAAAGUUAUGGAGGGCAAUUUCCCAUGCCAACAUGGUUGGGAGAGCUGCUCCUAGCGCACACUCUGCUGCAGCUUCAGGCGUUUCCCGUCCCCAUGACCCGAGUGCCGCAUCAGUCUUGCGGCAGAUAUAUACUGCAGUUUCCGAGCUGCCGUGA